CCUACCGACCAUCUCUCUCCUCUCCAUCACUGAAUCUCUUCAUCUCUCUCUCUCUCUCUGUAUCCUCCGGUCUCUGCUAUGACAGCUCACACCAGCGGCGUGUUGCCCGAUCUCAGACCGCCAACCCGUCACCGGUUAUCCUGUCCAAACCUUAACAUGGACAAGUGUGUCUGGGAUAUUCGUGAUUGAUUUCCGGGUGUUAUUAUUAUCAUUACUAUUAUUUUUUGUUGUUUUUUGUAUAUAUAGGCUAAAAAACGCAACAGAAAGGAGGAGGGGAGGGGGGGCUGCCGGUCUUUUACCCCCCUCCGCUUCCUUCAGCCAAGCAGAGCGGCAAGGUGGGGAGAAGGCUUGAAAAUUAAGCCAGCUUGGAUUUAUUUAACAGCAAAAUGACGGAUUUGGGAGCGCCGGAGGUGCCGCUGAUGAGGAGACGGCAGAAUGUGAAGAAAACGGCCAGGCAGAGACGCGACCUCCCGCUUCUCCUCCUACUGGGGCUCCUCAUCGGGGAUUUCUCCUCAUCCAAAGCUGAAUCUUGUGGCGGUGUAGUUCAAGGCCUGAAUGGAACCAUAGAAUCGCCUGGUUUCCCCCAUGGCUAUCCCAACUACGCCAACUGCACAUGGCUGAUAAUAACCGGGGAGAGAAAUAGAAUCCAGCUAACCUUCGUUACACUGGCGCUGGAAGAAGACUUUGAUAUCGUAUCGGUUUAUGAUGGACAACCGUCACCUGGAAACUUAAAAAUGAGGUUGUCAGGAUUCAUGCUGCCCUCUCCUAUCGUCAGCAGUGGAUCUAUAUUGGCCUUAUGGUUUACCACAGACUUCGCCGUCAGUGCGCAGGGAUUCAAGGCUGUGUAUGAAGUGCUGCCCAGCCAUACAUGUGGCACCCCGGGACUUAUUCCAAAUGGAGUCAUUCAUGGCACGCGUUACAACAUGGGCGACAAGAUCCGUUACAGCUGUGAGUCCGGUUUUGUAUUGGAGGGACACAGUAUUCUCACAUGCAUUGUAUCGCCUGGCAGUGGAGCACAGUGGGACUUCCCUUCACCGUUUUGUAGAGCGGAGGGGGCGUGUGGUGGUACGUUAAGAGGUACCGCAGGUUCGAUAACCAGCCCAGGAUACCCCGCAGAGUAUGACAACAACCUGGACUGCACGUGGUCCAUCCUCGCUGAGCCGGGCGACACUAUAGCUCUGGUCUUCAAUGACUUCUUCCUAGAGGACAAAUAUGACUUCCUGGAAAUCAGUGGGACAGAAGCACCGAGCAUAUGGCUAACUGGUACAACCCUGCCCUCGCCAGUGAUAUCAAAUAAGAACUGGCUCCGGAUACAUUUCACCUCAGACAGCAACCACCGGAGAAAAGGAUUCAGCGCUCAGUACCAAGUGAAAAAAGCAAUAGAGUUGAAGUCCAGAGGGGUGAAGAUGAUGCCCAGCAAAGAUUCCAGUCACAAAAACGCUGUCUUGAGUCAAAGUGGCCUUGCUGGUGAUGUUUGUCCAGAUCCUGGAGUUCCAGAAAAUGGGAAGAGGAUGGGCUCUGCUUUUCAAGUGGGCUCCAGUGUCCAGUUCAGCUGUGACGACAGUUAUGUACUACAAGGGUCUAAAAGUAUCACCUGUCAGAGAGUUACUGACACCCUGGCUGCCUGGAGUGACCACAGACCCAUCUGCAGAACUCGUACCUGUGGCAGUAAUCUAAGGGGGCCCAGAGGGGUCAUAACUUCUCCUAACUACCCAGUUCAAUAUGAGAACAACGCACAUUGUGUGUGGGUCAUCACUGCAAUGGACCCUGGGAAGGUGAUAAAGCUGUCAUUUGAAGAGUUUGACCUGGAAAGAGGAUAUGACACUCUGACUGUGGGAGAUGGGGGGAAGAUAGGGGACACUCGGAGAGUACUCUAUGUACUGACUGGCUCCAGUGUCCCAGACCUCAUUGUAAGCCUGUCCAAUCAGAUGUGGCUACACCUGCAGUCAGACGAUACAAUUGGCUCAGCAGGAUUCAAGGCGGUGUAUGAAGAAAUCGAACGAGGAGGCUGCGGUGAUCCCGGGGUGCCGGCAUUUGGUCGCCGUAGUGGUGAUCGUUUUCAACAUGGUGACGUCCUGACCUUCUUUUGCCAGUCGGCUUUUGAACUAGUGGGAGAAAGGAGCAUCACAUGUCAGCACAAUAACCAGUGGUCUGGAAAUAAACCCAGCUGUGUCUUCUCAUGCUUCUUCAACUUCACGGCCCCAUCAGGGACUAUAUUGUCUCCUAACUACCCAGAAGAAUAUGGGAACAACCUUAACUGUGUGUGGUUGAUUAUAUCUGAACCGGGGAGCCGCAUCCAUCUGCUCUUCUCUGACUUUGACCUUGAGCCACAGUUCGACUGGUUGGUUGUCAAAGACGAAGGUCUAUCUGAGCCAACAACAUUUGGGACAUUCUCAGGAAAAGAUGUCCCAUCACAGAUUGCCUCAAAUGGACACAUCAUGAGACUGGAGUUCCAGUCUGAUCAUUCUAAUACGGGAAAAGGCUUCAAUAUCAGCUACACCACAUUUGGUCAGAAUGAAUGCCAUGAUCCAGGCGUUCCAGUCAAUGGUCAGAGGUAUGGAGACCAGUUUCAGCUGGGCAGCUCCGUGGCUUUCCGCUGUGAUCAAGGAUUCAUUAGGACGCAGGGGUCAGAUCAGGUUACUUGCAUCAUCCAGGAUGGAAAUGUUGUUUGGUCUGCUGCUGUGCCUCGCUGUGAAGCUCCAUGUGGAGGUCACCUGACAGCUCCUACUGGGGUUCUGCUGUCUCCUGGUUGGCCUUCCUUCUACAAAGACUCUCUGAGCUGCCAGUGGGUGAUUGAAGCGCAGUCCGACCAUGCUGUUAAGAUACACUUCGACAGGUUUCAGACUGAGGUCAAUUAUGACACAUUGGAAAUCAGGGAUGGUCCCUCAGUGUCUUCCCCCCUGAUUGGUGAAUACCACGGCACCCAAGCACCUCAUUUCCUGAUUUCCACUUCCAACUUCCUGUUCCUGCUGUUCACCACUGACAACAGUCGCUCUGCAGCAGGUUUCAGCAUCAGAUAUGAAAGUGUGAAAAUGGAGUCAGACUCUUGUCUUGAUCCUGGCAUUCCAGUCAAUGGUCGUCGCCAUGGAAGCAGCUUCUCAAUUGGUUCCCGUGUCUCAUUCACAUGUGACCCUGGAUACACACUGAGUGAUCAGGAGCCGAUUGUUUGUGAGCAGAAUCAUCAGUGGAGUCACGCUCUUCCUAGUUGUGACGCUCUUUGUGGAGGAUACGUAUAUGGUAAAACAGGGACUAUUCUGUCCCCUGGAUUUCCUGACUUUUACCCUAAUUCUCUUAACUGCACCUGGACUAUAGAAGUGUCUCAUGGGAAAGGAGUUCAUCUGGUUUUCCACACUUUCCAUCUUGAGGAGAACCAUGACUACCUGUCCAUCACCGAAGACAGCAAUUUCCUGAUUCCUGUAGCCAGGCUCACAGGCUCAGUGCUGCCCCCUAGUGUCAAAGCAGGACUUUAUGGGAACUUCAGUGCUCAGCUACGAUUCAUAUCAGAUUUUUCCAUGAGUUAUGAAGGGUUUAAUAUAACCUUCUCAGAAUAUGAUUUAGAGCCAUGUGAGGAUCCCGGUGUGCCAGCCUUCAGUAGGAGGAUGGGGUUUAGGUUCCGGGUUGGCGACUCGUUGGCUUUUUCUUGUUUCCAUGGCUACCGACUUGAGGGAGACAGUAAAAUCACUUGUCUUGGAGGAGGACGACGAGUCUGGAGCAACACACUUCCACGAUGUAUAGCUGAGUGCGGAGCCUCUACAAUGGGACCAGAAGGCGUUCUCCUUUCUCCUAACUUCCCUUCCAACUAUGAUAACAACCAUGAGUGCAUCUACCGCAUCACUACUGAAAAGGGCAAAGGAAUCAGACUGAAGGCUGAGAGCUUCUCAUUGCAAGAGGGAGACUAUCUCAAGGUAUAUGAUGGAGAAAACAGUUCGUCCCGUCUCCUUGGCAACUUCACACGUGACAGCAUGGUGGGUCAUAUCAUCAACAGCACAUCCAAUCACUUGUGGGUGGAGUUCAACAGCAACGCCUCUGGAACAAAUCAGGGCUUCCGCCUCACAUACACAAGUUUUGACCUCAUACGCUGUGAGGAACCAGGCGUACCCAGUUAUGGCUACAAGAUCCAGGAUGACGGUCACUAUGCCAACACGUUUGUCCUUUACUCCUGCAACCCUGGAUACAGUCUCCAUGGCAGCAGUACGCUCACCUGUCUUAGUGGAGACCGUCGUGUCUGGGACAAACCACUUCCUUCAUGCGUUGCGGAGUGUGGAGGUCACAUAACUGGAGCGGUGUCCGGACGGAUUCUGUCUCCAGGAUACCCUGCCCCAUAUGACAACAACCUCCACUGUACCUGGACCAUAGAAGCGGAUACAGGCAAGACAAUCAGCCUCCACUUCAUCGUCUUUGACACCGAGGUUGGCCACGAUAUCUUGAGAGUUUGGGAUGGUCCGUCUGGGCCGUCGGAUGGAGGGAUCCUGUUGAAAGAGUGGUCGGGUCCAGCCUUGCCUGAAGACAUCCACUCAACAUUCAACAUACUCACACUGCAGUUCGAUUCUGAUUAUUUCAUCAGCAAGCAAGGAUUUUCUAUACAGUUUUCCACCAAUACAGCAACCACCUGUAAUGACCCUGGCAUUCCUGUAAAUGGUUCUCGAUACGGAGACAGCAGAGAACCUGGGGACAGUAUGACGUUCCAGUGUGAUCCAGGGUAUCAGCUCCAAGGCCAAGACACGAUCACAUGUGUACGGAUGGAUAACAGAUUCUACUGGCAGCCUGAUCCUCCGACAUGUAUAGCCACCUGUGGAGGGAACGUCAGCGGCCCGUCUGGGGUCAUUCUCUCUCCUAACUACCCUCAGCCUUACCCUCCAGGAAAGGAGUGCGACUGGAGAAUCAGAGUCAACCCUGACUUUGUCAUCGCCCUAAUCUUCAAAAGUUUCAACAUGGAGCCAAGUUACGACUUUUUGCACAUCUAUGAAGGUGAAGACUCUAACGGGCCCUUACUAGCAAGUCUCCAAGGCAACCAGGCACCAGAGCGAAUAGAGAGCAGUGGGAACAGUCUUUUCCUGGCAUUUAGAUCUGACGCCUCACUGGGCAUGUCUGGGUUUGCCAUCGAAUAUCGAGAAAAACCAAGAGAGGCCUGUUUCGACCCUGGUAACAUUAUGAAUGCCAGUCGGACAGGAUAUGACUACAAACUGGGAUCUCAGGUGUCCUAUAAUUGUCACCAUGGAUACACCACAGUGGGCGGGGAUACCAUCACCUGUGUUAUGGGACAAGAUGGGAAGCCGGUUUGGGACAGGCCGCUGCCGCAGUGUAAAGCUCCAUGUGGAGGACAAUAUGGUGGAUCUGAGGGAGUCGUUUUAUCUCCGAACUAUCCUCUGAACUACACUACAAGACAAACCUGCUCUUAUUACAUUACAGUUUCCCCACAGUUUGUGGUGUUUGGCCAGUUUGCUGUUUUUCAGACAGCAAUGAAUGACUCAGUGGAACUGUUUGACGGAGCCAAUGAGAACGCCCGUUUGCUGAGCUCCCUGGCAGGGUCACACUCAGGUGAGACAUUGCCAUUGGCUACCUCCAAUCAGAUCAUGCUGCGGUUCAAUGCUAAGAGUGGCCAGUCAGCUAGAGGCUUCCACUUCGUCUACCAAGCUGUGCCUCGGACCAGCGACAGUCAGUGCAGUUCAGUGCCAGAACCUCGGUACGGCCGGCGGAUUGGUUCCGAGUUCUCAGCUGGUUCUGUGGUCCGGUUUGAGUGCAGUCCUGGAUAUCUGCUGAAAGGGUCCAGUGCCAUCCGUUGCCAGGCCGUUCCAGGUGCCCUGGCUCAGUGGAAUGCAACAACACCGACCUGUAUAGUUCCCUGCAGUGGCAAUUUGACUGAGCGCCGUGGUACGAUUCUGUCUCCUGGAUACCCUGAGCCUUACCCAAACAGUCUUAACUGCCUCUGGAGGAUCCACGUCAGUGAAGGGGCCGGGAUACAGAUACAAGUGAUGACGUUUGCUACUGAGCACAACUGGGACUCUCUAGAGAUCUACGACGGAGGAGACAUGACAGCUCCGAAAUUAGGGUCAUUUUCUGGAACAACAGCUCCCGCCCUCCUCAACUCUACAUCCAAUCAACUUCUACUGCACUUUCAAAGUGACAUCAGUGUGGUGGCAGCAGGCUUUCACUUAGAAUAUAAAACGGUUGGUCUCACCACAUGUCCAGAACCGAUGGUACCGGCCAAUGGUAUUAAAUCAGGAGACAGAUAUAUGGUCAAUGAGGUGGUUGCGUUCACCUGUGAACCUGGGUACACGUUACAGGGCCACUCUCACAUUUCCUGUAUGCCUGGAACAGUGCGUCGAUGGAACUACCCACCUCCUCUUUGCAUCGCUCGUUGCGGUGAGGUGAUGUCUGAGAUGAGCGGUGUCAUCCUUAGUCCAGGUUUCCCAGGCAACUACCCUGGCAACCUGGACUGCACCUGGCAAAUAACCCUGCCAACUGGAUAUGGAGCUCAUAUCCAGUUCCAGAACUUCUCCUCUGAAGAUAACCAUGACUUUUUGGAGGUCAGGGCAGGACCACAGCACAGCUCGGCCCUGAUUGGCCAGUUUACCGGCUCACAGAUCCCACCCUCUCUGCUGAGUACGACCCACCUUACAAUCAUUCACUUCUACAGUGACCACUCUGAGAACAGACCUGGGUUCAAACUGAACUAUCAGGCGUACCAGCUGCAGAACUGCCAGGACCCUUAUCCUUUCCCUAAUGGUGACAUCAUCAACUCUGACUACAGCGCUGGCCAAUCCGUGACUUUUCAGUGCUCUCCUGGUUACGUGUUGAUUGGACACCCAGUACUGACCUGUCUGCAUGGGACCAACAGAAAGUGGAAUCACCCAUUUCCACGCUGUGAGGCUCCGUGUGGCUAUAAUGUCACAGCUGAGAAUGGAACAAUCUAUUCACCACAGUACCCCAACGAAUAUCCCAACUCCCAAGACUGUAGCUGGCUCAUCACUGUUCCCCAUGGACACGGAGUUUAUAUCAACUUUACCUUACUGCAGACAGAGCCUGUCACUGAUUACAUUGCCGUCUGGGAUGGCCCAGAUACAUCCAGUCCUCAGCUGGGAGUCUUCAGCGGUAACACAGCGUUAGAGUCAGCCUACAGCACCAGCCCAAAGGUCCUGAUCUCCUUUCACUCAGACUUUUCAACUGGAGGGUUCUUCAUACUCAACUUCCACGCCUACCGUCUGAAGAAAUGCCCUCCACCUCCUGUUGUGGAAAAUUCAGAGAUGAUCUUCGAAGAUGAAGACUUCCAGAUUGGUGAUAUUGUGAAGUAUCGCUGUUUACCUGGAUACACACUGGUUGGGAAGGCGGAGCUUAUGUGUAAACUCAACUCCCACUUGCUCUUUGAAUCCCCUCCCCCCACCUGUCAAGCCCAGUGUCCAGCCAAUGAGGAACGGUCUUCAUCUUCAGGAGUGAUAUUAAGCCCGGGGUUUCCUAGCAACUACCCCAACAGCCAAACCUGUUCCUGGCUGCUUCGUAUGAUUCCAGGUUACACUAUCAAUAUCUAUGUAGAGAUGUUCCACAGUGAGAAGCAGUUUGAUGAGCUGGAGAUUUUUGACGGAUCCUCUGGACAAAGCCCUUUACUUGUCGCUCUAAGUGGUAACCACUCAUCCCAGCUGAACUUCACAUCUAAGACUAACCAGUUGUACCUGAGAUGGUCCACAGAUCAUGCCACCAACAAGAGAGGAUUCAAGAUACGAUACUCAGCUGCCUACUGUAGCAUCAAUGAUCCUCCAUUGAAUGGGGGCGUGGUCAACCGAACCAAACUUCGCCCAGGCAGCAGACUUCAGUUUUACUGUAACCGUGGCUACCGUUUGAUAGGUGCAGGUAAUGCCACCUGCAGGCUCCACCCCAACGGGCUUUUCCAGUGGGACGCACCUCCACCUUUUUGUCAAGCUGUCUCAUGUGGAAUCCCGGAAUCACUGGGCAACGGCAGCUUCCAUGCUUACCAGUACACAGUCGGUAGCCAGGUGACCUACCAGUGUAACCAUGGUUUCCACCUUGACCCUGGUGUUCAAAUGACAGUAGUGUGUUUGGAGGACGGCAGCUGGAGCAACGCUGCCUCACCCCCCAGAUGUCUACCUGUCCACUGCCCCAGCAUUGAAGGCACCUUGACAGAUCACAUGACCUACCGCCUGGUCUCUGGUAGGCUGGGAGAGUUUGGUUCGGUGGUGAUGCUAGAAUGCUCAACGGGGUAUUAUUUGGGGAUGGGGCACCGGACUCUUCGUUGUCUUGCCAACGGGACUUGGGAGGGCUCAGAUGACCCAGCUACAUGCAAGAUUAUCUCUUGUGGUGAGCUUCCUUCUCCACCUUUUGGUACCAAACUGGGGACAUUAACCACAUUUGGAGCAACAGCAAUCUUCAUGUGUAACCAUGGUUACACACUGGUGGGGUCACACGUGAGAGAGUGUGGCGCUAACGGGCUGUGGAGUGGAACAGAGACCAGAUGUCUAGCUGGUCACUGUGACUCUCCAGAUCCUAUAGUGAAUGGUCACAUUAGCGGGGAUGGCUCUAGUUACCGUGACACAGUGGUGUAUCAGUGCAUGUUAGGAUAUCGCCUUAUUGGAACAUCAGUCAGAAUCUGCCAGCAAGACCAUCGGUGGUCUGGAACAACCCCCGUCUGUGUCCCUAUAACUUGUGGUCACCCCGGCAACCCAGCCAAUGGCCGGACCAAUGGCAGCGAGUUCAACCUCAAUGAUGUUGUCAACUUCACCUGCAACAGAGGUUACAUCCUCAGUGGAAAUGCACGCGCUCAGUGCCGACUCAACGGACAAUGGAGCAGUCCCCUACCCGUCUGCAAAGUGGUAAACUGUUCUGACCCCGGGCAUGUGGAGAACGGUGUGCGCCAGUCUGGCCUACGUUACCCUGAAGUGUUCAGCUAUGGAAUAACUGUGGCGAUCCACUGUAAAAGAGGCUUUUACCUGCUGGGCUCUGCGCUCCUCACAUGCCAGCAUGAUGGACGAUGGGACAGACCAAUCCCACGCUGCCUAGCUAUUUCCUGUGGUGACCCCGGUGUACCCCCUAAUGCAGUAGUAUCUGGAACCCACAGCUGGGUGUAUGGUUCAGUUCUGCAGUACUCCUGCCUGCCAGGAGGGGUGCUAGUGGGUAACGCCACUCGCCACUGUCAAGAAGAUGGCACCUGGAGUGGAGCCCCUCCAUACUGCACCGGUGUAAGUCCAGGAAUAUGUGGAGACCCAGGGAUCCCCCCCCAUGGAGCUCGCCUAGGAGGGGAAGAAUUUAAAACCAAGAGCCUGCUGCGUUUUAGCUGCGAGGCAGGUUUUAGUCUGAUUGGCUCAUCUGAGAGAACUUGCCUUCACAAUGGCACCUGGAGUGGAACACAACCAGUCUGUCAAGCUGUAUCCUGUGGUAAUCCUGGCACCCCUGCACAUGGCAGAAUUGUCUUCAGUGACGGCAUCACCUUCGGCAGCUCAGUGGCUUAUGCGUGUUGGGAGGGGUUUAAAACAUCUGGUCUGACCACCAGACACUGCACAACAAAUGGCACAUGGACAGGGCAACCUCCAGAUUGCACCGUGAUCAGCUGUGGAGACCCAGGACCAGUGGGUAAUGGAGUCUAUGUAGGAAGUGAGUUUACCUUCAACCACACAGUGACAUACCGCUGUAACCCCGGUCACUUGAUGGAACCAUCUGGAUCCGGUCGCAACAUUUUGCGCUGCACAAAAGAUGGCACAUGGAACCAGACCAAACCCAGCUGUAAAGUGAUCCAGUGUGGACCUCCUCCUCAAGUGCAUCAUGGGAAAGUAGAAGGAACUGACCACUCAUGGGGAUCCAGCGUUAGCUACAGCUGUUUCCAUGGUUACCAGUUGUCCACUCCUGCUGUGUUGACCUGUGAGGGGAAUGGAACGUGGACAGGAGACAUACCACAGUGUCUGCCGGCUCUGUGUGGAGAUCCAGGCUCUCCCGGAGGUGGAUUCAGGGAAGGGAACAUAUUUUCCUACAGGUCAGAGGUCAGGUUCUAUUGCCACGCCCCUUACCUGCUGGUCGGCUCUGCCUCAAGAGUCUGUCAAGCUGAUGGGAUGUGGAGCGGCCAACAACCAGCCUGCAUAGAUCCAGCCUUCAACAGCUGUCGUGACCCAGGAACUCCUGCCUAUGGUAUUCCAGUCAUGGCCCAAGGGUUUCAGGUUGGCAGUAAGAUUUCCUUUAAAUGCCGUAAGAACUACCAUAUUCUUGGUUCCACGACAAGAACGUGCCUAGAAAACCUGACGUGGAGUGGAACUCAACCUGAGUGUAUAGCUCACUCAUGCAGACAGCCUGAGACUCCCACUAAUGUAGAUGUUCGAUCCAUGGACUUGCCCACCCUGGGAUACACGCUAAUCUACACCUGUCAAGACGGUUUCUAUCUCGCUGGAGGAUCAGAGCACAGAACAUGCAGGAGUGAUGGAAGAUGGUCAGGCAAACCCCCGCUCUGUAAAGUUGGAGUAAAGGUCAAUCCAAAAGGAAGAGGAGAGUCAGAUGUCCAGAAGAACAAGAUCCGAGUUCCAGUCGAUGUUUUUUCUACAAACUCAGAGUGGAGUGGUUUCUACGAGUAUCUAGGAAAGAGGCAGGCCACCACAUUUACAGUAACUGGGUUCAAUGGGACCAGUGGGAGAGUUAACGUCACUUUAAUGGAGACCAGCGGAGUGUCGAUCAGACUGUCAGGUACCUAUAAGUCAGAGGAAAACCAGUUGCUGUUGAAGGUCUACCAGGUGAAGGGGCCCACGGAACAUUACUACAGCAAGUUUAAGAACGACAACUGGGCAAUGGAUGGAUACGUCACUGCAGAAUCGGACCAGAAGACGUUUGUGUACCAGGGGCACAUUCACAGUAAAGACUUUGGCAAGUUCCAUCUGACAAGGCAAGGCCCUGUAACCAUAGCGAUAGACACAUCCAACCCAUACACAAACAGCAGCUCCGUGGCAGCCGCCAUUUUAGUUCCUUUCUUUGCCCUCAUCCUGUCUGGAUUUGCCUUCUACCUCUACAAGCAUAGGACAUUGUCUGCUGACACAGAUGACAAUGAGAGACCAAAAGACACCUGGGGGCCUGGCGGCAGGACCCGUCCCAAAGUCCAGUUCAAUGGUUAUGUUGGACAUGAAAGCUCAAAUGGUCAGGCAUCAUUUGAAAACCCAAUGUAUGACACCAACAUGAAACCCACUGAGGCUAAGGCUGUGCGAUUUGACACCACUCUUAAUACAGUCUGCACUGUGGUAUAGUCCAGCAGACCUGCCACUCCCUGCACAGUGGUUGAAUCCAGCUACCCCACUGCAGUCUGUGGUGUGGUUAACCCAAACCCAACAGAAGGAACAAACUUAUGAUUUGGAUUUGUCACUUCAAGCAGUCUGUGUUGUAGCACGCUGGGCAUCUCCCAGCAAAAUCUGCAUAGUAAUACAGCUCUGCUCCACCUCCUACCUGAACGAUGCUAUCAUCCACCUCUCCUCAUAAUCUGAAAGAGCAGAUUAAGGCUGGAACUGGGAAUAAAUAAGGGAGCAGAUGAUGACGCCAUCAAAUAACAUGAAGUCAGGAGAUUAAAACUGAGACCAGAAAUCAUUUAAGCACUGAUACUGAUACUACUGAGACAUCAAGGACAAAGUCAGGGAGAUGGGACAGGUAGGAACACUUCCUCCUCCAGAGAUAACCUUAUUUAACAGCGUUUAUCUAAUAUCAAUUGAUUGUGCAAAUGUUCCAGCCUCCUACAUGGAAAGGGCUUGGCAUGGUCAGUGUUAUACGGCCCAGAAUUACACCACACCUGCAGCCUGACCAGUGACUUACCCCAACCAAACCCCCACCCCUAUGCCAGAUUUGCACAGUGGUAUAGGCUCGCUAACUCCCCUGCUGCAGGCCAGACAUGGGUUUGACCGAUGUAAGGGUCUACCCUCAGGGGAAGCACAUAGACUACACAUAGACCCUCCAGACAUCCAAUAGUGAUUGGACAGUUCCUGUGUGACAACACUAAACCAUCAUCGGUACUGGACCAAAAAACUCCCACUGUACUUCUGUCACAUCACAGGACUGGACUCUAUGACACAUCAAGACAACUUCCACAGUCUGUUUUGGUGGAAUCUGAUCUGGUUCAUUUGCUGUAGAGUUGACGACCAGAUACAGCCAAUGAAGUGACAUAUUCAACCAUACUGAAACACCUGAUAUUCUCAUCAAGUUUUGGACACAGUACUAAUUUAGUACUAGGUAUGUCAGUGGCAAAUGUCAGAAACCUAAGGGUCUAAUAACAGUUGCAGAUGAAUUUGACAUGUUUUAGCCUGUUGGAUGGGUUUGUUUCAUAGCAGGACAAUCACAGAGUUAAGGAUUUAAGCUGUCUCAAAUAUACUUCACCUCCUGUGAUUAUUUUUACCUUUUGCCAUUUACUAUAUUGCCUUUAUGACAAUAUCUAUUUACAGUAUUUGGCAACAGUUCAGGCUAAAACAUAGCAAAUAAAGCAUCUGCAAAUGCUACUUUUCCCACAUUAUGUCCUACAUCCUGUGAAGAGAUGUGGACAGAUACUUUUCAGAGGAACUACACUGCUGAAAUUAGUCAUAUACACAAUAUUUCACUCUAGCUCUAGGCAGACCAUCCCGAACCAGAAACCCAGACAUUUGAGUUGCUGUGCGGGUCUACACAAUGGACUGGUUUCCAGAGGCCUGUCUAACACAAUUAAAGAAUCAGACAACUGAUUCUUGUUCUUGGACUAGCCAGGAUUCUGUGUUUGGUGGCUGAACAAGUGGAAGCCUGGAGGCAAUAAGCUGUCAGGAUCGUCGAGUGCUGCAAUCAGCUUUGGCCAAACCCAGGAAAUGAUUUGUCUUCGUAACUCCGGUUGGGAGUACCAGUCACUGACGGCUGAUUUUUCUACAGUAACUCCCCAGCCACAAAAUCAUAAACACAUGAACAGAUUAAUGGACAGACUGGUUGACUGACAGAAAUUAGACAGACGAACGCAGACAAACGAACAGACAGACAACUCUGUCAGUUAUGCUGGAAUAGAGAGACAAGGACCGGUUGCUACGGAAACGGAGGCAAAUAGUCUCUGAAUGUCUCUUCCGGCAUUUUUUUUCUUCAGUGAAGAUAUUGAUAAACAGACUCUAUGUUCGAAACCCAGUGGCCCCAUGGGACUUCAAAAACCACUGCUGCUGGGGACCCCAAGAUAAAAACUUUAUAUAAACUCUUAAACCGCACAAAUUUUGCACUAGUGUGUUUUUCUGACUGGGUUAUGAAAAAAUGAAUAAUUUUUGGGUCUGAAAUGGGUUUGAACAAUAAGUCAUUCAAAAAAGAGAAUUUUAUUCAGAACUUAUAUCUUUAAAAAGAUGACAAAUGACUAAAUACAGGGUUACAGAGUGUUUGUAUAUACACAUUUAUAUUUCACACUCCCUGUUAGCAGAAGGUGUGACCACAUGCUAUACCGUUGUUUAUUUUGUUGCCAUGACGACAUGCUAGCCAACCAGAAAGUUGGGAUCAGUUUACCUGUGGACCUCUAAACUUACAGUGUCAUGUAAUGGCACCAGUUCCUGCCAUUUCUUGGAACGGUAGUUGUUUGUGGAAGCUUACUCUGAAUACUAAUACUGUCACAUUAUGUGGAGGAAAUAUCCUCAGUUGCCAUCUGGGCUGAAACAUUGGUUCCACCCUGGUAGUUUUAUUUUCAGUCAUUUUUGCUGACAUUAACUUUCAUCAUUUUAUAAGAUUUGUGCUCUGAAAAUGAUGAAGGCAUUGUAAACAGUAUGUGAUGUUUUACAUGAAGGAGAAGGAGCAGGUGGUUGGCAGUGUAAGCUUUCAGAAACAGCUCAUCAUUUUUCAACUCUCUUUAAAAAGAUGUGUUGUAAUUGUCUGUAACUGCUCAUCAUCAUGCAUCAUAUCUCAACACAUUUGAUCAUAACUUGAUGCACAUGGUCGUAUCUGAACACACCUUUUUAAAGAGCACAGAGUAUGCGUGAUCGGGUUAAGAAUUGGUCGUUCAAGGCGAGGAGGACAAACGGACAUGAAGACAACAUGCACAAUUACUGUUGUCAACAGUUACCGCCCCCUGAGCCCCUCCAUUGUUUGAGAAAUACCUCGUGUGCAGAGAGCAAGUUACAUCCUGCUUAUCAAUGCUGGAAUCUCACUGCUACAAAUACGCAAGCUUAGCGAGUGCAGCCUUGCAUUCAGCUUAUUUCCUGGUAUACUAAAUCACAAUAUCAUACUAACACCCUUGAGUUCUUUGGAUUCAAGAAAAGUCACUAUUUUCAAAUCACUUGCCAAGCUUGUUAUUUCUCGCAGUGUUCUCUCGAAAUAUUUUUAUUUUUUUGGAAGAUGCUGCAUUUGGUUUAGAUCACAGAUGUAACUGCUUUCAGUGUGUGUCUUUAGGCCUGUUUCAUUCAACAUUGGGUUUAGAUUUAGGUUUAUACUUCAGUCACUGCUAUUGUUUGUUAGUUUUGCUGGUCCUGAAUCAUUUUCCUUUUGGUUUCCCACCUUCCAUCACAUUAUCAUAUACCUAAAACUGAUAAAUCACCAAUGCAUUCAUUGACAUGUACAAUAUAAAAUUGAUCUGGUAUGAAUGAGAGGCAAAAACGUCCAAAAUAGUAAUUUUAUCAGUAACAUAUACAUAUUACAGUACUAUAUUCUAGGUCAAGACUCAGUUUCCUGAAGUCUGAAUGCAAUUAUUCCAAAGAACUGAAAAACAUUUGGCAUGAGAAGGCUGUUAAAUCCACCUUUUGAAAUGCAUUACUGUAAAUUAAUUAGAUCUACCGCUGUACGUAUUUCCAUUUUGGGCUUUAAUGAAAAUGAACCGCAUCUGGCAAAUGCAUAAUGGCGACUGUGCUCGGAAGCAGGAAUAGCACCGGUAUUAUAAUCUUCAGUGUAGGCUUGUAAUUCAUAGUGUCAGGGUUGAGGUUGAACAGGCAGAAUCACGACGGUUACGACACUGGCAGGAGAUUAAAAGAGCACCAAGACGAGAGAUGAGAAGUCUAAUGUUUUGAGAAGAAUUAACGGGAUAUCUGUAAACAACAGUAGAAUGUCUGCUGUCAAGAUGGAGAGCCUCCGCUUGUCCUUUUAUUGCUGAGAUGCACCCAGCGUUUCUGUUUGAAUUGAUUUAAUUAAUUUAGUUGAGGUUUCCUAUGGAGUCAAGAGAGCAUAAUAAGGCCUGAAAAUUAGAGGCUGUUAGGUUUCCACAGGCGUAAUAAAAGGUCUAAUUUUUCACAAUUAAUGACAGAUCUGGUCUCCCUAUGUGCCUGAACAAGAAAAUUUAUAGUCUGCAGCUCAAGAGGCAGAGUAGGUUUUCCACAAACUGCAGGGUUGUUGGUUUGAUCCCCAACUCCUUCUGUUAAUAUGUUAAGUGUCCUUGGGCUAAACACUGAACCCUGAGUUGUUCUGCUGCUUCUAGUGUGCGAACGAAUAAAUGGAAGGCUCUUUGUGAAGCGCUGCGCAUAUGCAGUCCAUUUACCAAAUGCAGUCCAUUUACAGUGUCCUUAUUUCUAUCAUCUGAAGAUCAGAGCUGUACUCUGGAGUAUCAGUCCUCAUGUGCAAAAAAGCUACCAAACAAAAGCAAAUGUUCGUGCUGAUCCCAGAAGGCUGUAGCAUAUGUCCUUAAUAACCCUGAAGCGGAAGCCUAAAAUUAAUACAAUAUUGCUUCAAGCACAGGUAAGUAACAUUAUAUGACCACCAAAACAAAAAAGAGGAAAGAAGAUGAAAAAAAAAAAAAAAAACCUUUGAGGAGAGUUACAUUUUUAGCCCAUCAGAACACUAAGUCUUUCUCUUAAAAACCCAGAAGAUCUGUCAGCGUAGAUCUGUCAAAAUUGUCGGUACCUACUUGUACUGAAAUACUAGUUUGAGAGAUAUUAUGAACCUGAACUCAAAGGGAAAGAUCUUUACCCAGCAUGCCGAGCCAUGGCGAAGGCGCAGGCUGAGAUAGUGACAUGUUAGGAUUUAGAAUGAGAUGUCAGGUAAUGUUUUUCAUUGUCUGACUAAUGUGAAUGUUUCAACAAAGAAGACUUGAAUUGCUGCCUGCAUGAAUAGUGCUCUGUCGUGUCCAGUAAAAGAGACAGAUUUUGGCCCGAUAGCAGGGAAUAACUUUGUACCUUGACCAUGUAAUUCAAUUAAAGGGAAUGUGAAUGAAAGAGGGACGCUCCCCUAUCAGAUCUGUCUGUGUUUCCUCUCAAGAAAAGAAGCAUAAAAGCUAGAUCUAUUGUAGAGGUUCUGGUUUAAAAAAAAAAAAGUUCUUGACAGUCUUACCUAAUAGAUCUUCUAUUGAAGCUGUAAGUGUACGGCGACUUCUUUAGACUCUUAAUAAAGUGGUUUAGACAACAAGUUAAGAGGACAGACGCUGGAAUGACUGCAUAUUUGGCUCAUAUACUCCACUUCAAGUACCCUCUCUAACAAAUCAAAACAUAAGGUAUUCAUUAAACAUUGCACAUCUCGCCUCUGAGAUGCCUUUAACAUUUGGAUAGCGUUCUCCUCAUUCAGGAAUUGUUAUAAUGUGCGCAGAAGUUUCCACAAGUGUCCUUCAUUUGGCAUUGUCUGCAGUCCUCACUGUUUUAACAAUGAUAGCUCCUGCAAAUAUAUAUAUAUAUAUA
Sphaeramia orbicularis (orbiculate cardinalfish) is the source of this 16541-nucleotide messenger RNA. Its product is annotated as CUB and sushi domain-containing protein 1-like. The transcript has 75 exons. Bases 387 to 11225 code for a protein of 3612 amino acids. The record is from RefSeq and is a predicted model, not a curated record. Lineage: Eukaryota; Metazoa; Chordata; Actinopteri; Kurtiformes; Apogonidae.